CAUUUCGUGCGAAAUUCAAUUUUUCAAUAUCCUUUAUUGACCGAAGAUAUUUUACAAGCCCCCACUAGCACCCCCUCCCUCUCAUCUCUUGGCCUCUCACUUGAAUCUCUCCACAAGGCGUACAAAUCACAAACACGUACAAUUCCUUUUGUUCUCCUCUUCGCUCUCUCUCUCUUCAAACUCUACGUUCUUCGUCAAGAAUCAAUUAUGAAAGGAGGUAAAUCAAAGACUGAAACCAGGAGCUCCAAGCUCUCUGUGACCAAGAAGCCGGCUAAAGGAGCAGGCCGUAGCAAAGCGGCUGCGAAGGAUCCAAACAAACCAAAGAGGCCAGCCAGUGCCUUCUUCGUUUUCAUGGAAGAUUUCCGUGAGACUUUCAAGAAGGAACACCCCAAGAACAAAUCUGUUGCUGCUGUUGGAAAAGCUGCUGGAGACAAGUGGAAAUCCUUGUCAGACGCUGAGAAGGCUCCUUAUGUUGCUAAGGCUGAGAAGCGCAAGGUUGAUUACGAGAAGAACAUGAAAGCAUACAACAAGAAACUGGAGGAAGGUCCAAAGGAAGAUGAGGAAUCUGACAAGUCAGUGUCAGAGGUCAAUGAUGAGGAUGAUGCUGAGGAUGGUAGUGAUGAGGUAUAAUCAAAUGUAGGAGGAGGACGAUGACUAAGAAGUUCAAGUUUGGUAGCAUUAGUAUAGAUGGCUGCAAGAUCUCUCUGGUUUUUAUCUUUUCUUAAAAUGUUAAUGAGGCUGAUUAUAAUGGGUCUUUGUUUUUAUAAUCUUUUCUUUUCGUUUUGGUAUUUCCACACAACCUCCCCACUGUAUGGAGAAAGUGAAUUGUAGAAUGUUUAGAUGGUGGAAAGAGAGACUUGCAGCUCUGUACUCUUAUGCUCUAUAUAACGAUUCACUUUUUAUACCUUUUCUCAUUUUUCCAAUUUUAUGUAUGAUGUUAAAUCUAUCA
Messenger RNA from Eutrema salsugineum, 949 nucleotides. RefSeq names its product high mobility group B protein 2. The record is from RefSeq and is a predicted model, not a curated record. The transcript has 8 exons. Bases 208 to 630 code for a protein of 140 amino acids. NCBI's taxonomy places the organism in Eukaryota, Viridiplantae, Streptophyta, Magnoliopsida, Brassicales, Brassicaceae.